Messenger RNA from Bombyx mandarina (wild silkworm), 4324 nucleotides. RefSeq names its product Fibronectin-III type domain-containing protein windei (gene wde). The record is from RefSeq and is a predicted model, not a curated record. Lineage: Eukaryota; Metazoa; Arthropoda; Insecta; Lepidoptera; Bombycidae. Gene Ontology annotation, molecular function: protein binding; transcription coregulator activity. Gene Ontology annotation, cellular component: transcription regulator complex; nucleus. Gene Ontology annotation, biological process: regulation of DNA-templated transcription.
UUUGACAAUUUGCUGCAUCGUGAAUAAGGCAGAAGUAGAGUAGAAGUUCGUAUUCUAACAAGAGAACGACACUCAAUGACGUCACAACGUGACCUCCCUAAACUACUUGUACACAGAGUAACGUGAACGACAGAGAAUCGGAUUCAAUAAAAUGUACACGUUUAUUCCUGUCGCUUUCGCUCGCGCACGCCUUGUAAUCUAACGCGCUCUGUUGCUAUUUGGGUUUCGUAUUUUUUCAACUCUCUGUAUCCGCGAGUAGUCUGUGUGUUUUGUUCGGUUGCCAUUCGUUAACUCUGUCGGAGUACUUCGGGUCUACCGUUUUCUUUCUUCUAUCUCUUUCUCUCUGCCAGUACCAUUUCGACCGUGCUUAUGAGCAGUCGUUUCGCCGUUCGUUAUCAGUCUUCUCUUCUCUUCUUCUUCUGCACUUCAAUUUGUUAAUAGUGGCUCGUCGAUUUUUUAAUAUAAAUACUAAAGAAAUGAAAAACAAUGCAAUUAGUCGUUGAAUGUCAAUCUCCAGAUAUAAAGGCAGACAUGUCAGCCCUUGAAGAUAUACUUGAUACAAAAUUGUCAUCGAAUACAUUUAUUGAAGAUCUCAAGACCAACAAGAGCCAUCAAGGUAAUAAAGAAAAUAUUUUUGAAGAUAAUUGCGCUGUUGUUAAUGGUAAAGCGAGUAUACCGGAUACAAUUGAUGCGAGUGCAAAUACAAAUUGCAUAGUACCUCACGAUGAAUUAGAAAAUUCAGAUUUAGACGAGAAACUGACAGAAAAUGACACUGAAGUAUCAAAAGGUAAUCAUACUAGUGAUCUGUUGCUGGAAUCGGAUCAAGCCCAAGAAAUUGAACAAAAAAACGACAAAGAUUCAGCUGAAACACAUAAAUGCAAUUCGGACGAUAUUAUUUUAUUAAACAAGAAUCCCGAAAUCAAAGUUAGUAGUGAAUUUUCGAUCGGUCCUAAAGUCUCUGCUGAAGAAGAUAUAAAAAUAUCUCAAAAUGCUCCCGAUCCUGUUGAACGAAUAGAUGACAAAGAUGAGUGUCAGCAACAAGAAAAUCCCGAAAAGGUACACAAAGGGUCGAAUAUAGAACUUAAUAAAUCUGUUUCUGAUCAUAUUCAAAGUAUUAAUGAAUAUAGCGAAAUUGCUGUACCUAUCAAGAAAGAUGAGGUAUUAACUAUGGAAGUGGUCGAUCAUGAUUCCACUAAUAUUGUAAUAAACAGUGCAGAUACUGUUGUUAUUGUUCAAGACGAUGUAAAAGACAAAUCAGAAUCAACGGCUCAAAAUACUACCGAUUCUUGUGACGGAAUAGACAACAAAGAAGAUAACAGCAAAAAAACCCCUGAUAAGGUAUGCAGCGAUUCUGAUAAUGAAAACACCAUUGAGAAGCGCGAAAAGAUGGAAGAAGAAGAAAAUAUAACUUUAGAGGUAAUCGAUGUAGAUAAAGAUGAAAAAAACGCUAUAGAUACUGUUGAUCUUCAAAACGAAUUAUGUAAAGAAACACAGUCGAGUAAUGCAGUAUUUUGCAGUGAAACUGAAAUACAACCUGUUGAGAUUCCCAUCGUAUCACAAAACGCAAACAGCUUCAGCUCUCCAAAUCAGGCAAUGGAAGUCGACACUUCACCAGCACUGAAACCUCCGGAAACUUCGAUUUCAAAUGUACAUAUUGUGGAUCUAGAUGAAGUUACGGAUAGCACAACCAACAGUCAAACAGCAGAUAAAUCUGAAGCUUUAGCUGAAAUACAAAAAGAGCCGGUAAAAAAGGUUUGCAGACUCUCGAAUACGCUAGAUAUACUCUCAGAUGAAGAAGAUGAAUUAGCCAAUACAAAAAAUACACCUGAAGUAGUAAUAAAUGAGAAACCUGUAGAAAAACAUUGUAUUAAUAUAGAAGAUGAUGAUGAUAUAAUGGUUAUAGAAGAUACCAAAGAAGCAAACAGGGAAAUGUUGACAAACAAAUCUGACACAACAGCUGAUGGAACAAAAGAAAUAACUGUAGAAGUUACCGUUGAAAACGGAGAGCAGAAAUCAAAUUUUAUGGAGUCAAUUGAGUUGUCGUGCAACAAAGUCACAAAAGGCGAUGAUUCCGAACAUUCCAAACCAGACGAAACCCUCAAAGUUAAAAGUCCCGAAAAGCUAUUCAAAGGUCCCGAUGAAACAAAACUAGAAAAAAUCACAGAUAAACCUUUAGUACCCACAGAUUUCCUAAAAACAUCCAAGAAAACUUUGGCCAGCAUGACUAGAGAGGAGCUCGAGGAAUUUUGUAUUUUAAAAAUAGUGGAAAGUGUCGUUGAUAGAAUUAAUCUCGCAGACACGCAAUCUAAUCUGAAAACAUUAGCACAAAGUCUGGAUGACUAUGAGAAGAAGACUAAAAUGCUUGCAAAGCAAAACAGAGAUCUCCAGGUCGUCCUAAAGUCUAUCCAAGAAGAACAAAAGAAGACCUUCAGUAACUCAAAACCAAUAACUCCAUUGAAAAUUACAAGAUCCGUGGGAAUGCAAGUGUUGAUGACAGAUAAAUCAUCGCUCAUGUUGCGAAAAAAAGUACCGCAAGCACCCAGCGCAGUUCCACCAUUGAGCAUAAUAAAAACAAGGAAUCAGAAUAAUCAAAGUCCUCAAAGGAGUCAAGCUUCAUCAAAAGCUCCAACGAAUAACGAAAAUAUUCCAGUUCCAAGGUUGAUACCGGCGAGCAACAAUACAGCGAAGAACAAUCCUAAACCAACUAGUCCCCCGAGUUCCAGUAAAGCCUCCGUUAGUCCUAUGAACGGCUUACGCAGCAAUACCGCCCAGAAAAUCCCCGAAAAACGAACACUAUCUAAAGAUACGUCCGUAACGGUAGACCUGACUGAUGACGAGCCACCCAAUAAGGUUGUCGCUCGUAAUCCACAACCGCCUGUACGCCUUGUUUCACCGCAAACUCUCAUGGGCCCGCAAAGAUCACAUUUUGGUCAGGGGAUAGCCAAUAGCCAUCGGAAAGUGUUCAUUCCCAUUAGUGGUCCUGGUCCGAACGGUCAAGCGAGGAGUACUCAAGCUGUUCUGAUUAAACCACACCCGCCCGGUAUGCAAAGACCUAGAACCGCGGCACCUAAUAUCGGCAGGGCUCAAAAUCAAAUUAAAACGAACAAACCUAAUCAGGUGCACAGGCACCCGGCACCCAUGCCCGAGAUUAUGAAGCAGUACCAUCCACCUAACUGGAAAGCGCUCCCGCCCGCACCCGAUUUGAAACUUUCCAAAGUAGAAAACGGUAUAGUGAUAUCCUGGAAAAUCAAUGGAUACCAGGAAGAUAGUUACGAAGAAAUAGCCAGCUAUCAACUGUACGCUUACCAAGAGACGUCGGCGCCGCCUAGCACCGCCUUGUGGAAAAAAAUUGGCGACGUGAAGGCUCUGCCUCUGCCCAUGGCGUGCACUCUCACGCAGUUCACGGCAGGCUACAGCUAUUAUUUCGCGGUUAGGGCAGUAGACGUAAAAUCCCGCCUCGGACCCUUCAGCGAACCCGGAAGCAUAUUACUACCCAACAAAAUUUAAAGACUGACUUAACGUGCUAUGCUCAAUGGCAUAAAUAAUAAUAAUGGUGAAACUCGAACCAAUGUGAUUCUUUCUCUUUUAAGUUGCUAUUUAUUGUAUAUUGUAUGUUAAAGUUAUUAUAAUUUUGUGCUGUUGUAAAUUGUGAGUUGUAGGUAUUAUUAUUAGUAUAGGUAAAAUUUAUAAUUCUUAUCUCUUAUUAAUGCACCGAUAUGUGUAGGAGGUUAUAAAAAUUGCGUGCGUGUUUCAAUUCUGUAAAGGCUUCCAAAAUCGCGAAUCUAACGAUACGUUUUUAUAAUAUCUCUCGAUCUGUGGUGUAUUUGAUAUGAAGAAUAAAAUUCUGACACUUAAAUGCGUCCAGUGUAUGGCAGUGAAAUAAGAAUCCCUAAUAUUGCAUUGAAUCCCUAAUAUGCAUUGACUACUAUUUAAUGCAAAUUCACGAAGAAAAAAAGAAUUAAACAUGAAAAACAUUCUACAUUUUUGACGUUUAGAAAAUACUUUGAUGCAGCCGUUGCAGGUAAGGGUUAAGCAUGUGUAACUAGAUAAUGUUUAACGAUUCCUUAUAAUUAAAAUUCAAAUCCUGUUAUCGCGCGUACCAUGUGGAAACUGUAAAAUAAAUUUACCCAAAACAUUCAAGUGUUAUUACGAUAUUGAAAACAUUUUCAAAAACAAAUUUUGUUUUAUUUUCCAUGAUUCAGCAUAAUAAGCAUUAUUACAUUAUUACAUCGUUAAAUUAGAAAUAACAGCAAUAAAUACUGUCGAAUAGUGUACUUUUUACUUUUAAUUGUUGUGAUUAAUUAUUUAAUGACAUUCAUUCAGU